UGUUGAGGGCUUUUCGGGGUGUUCACCUCAAAAUGUUCCUGAAAACCUGCAAUCUUUUUUUCGUACACAUUAUUUGAUAGUUUAAUCAUCCACAGUCACAGGGUCACAACUUGUGUUGCUGUUACAGAAACUUACGCAACACAUUGAAAGAAAGAAAGAAAAUGGUUUCUGAAAACUCUAUUUCUUCUUCUAAACACUCUCCAGCUACUCCUAACUUCUCCAACUCAUUCACUACAAGGAUUUUUGCUGAUGUUGCUGGUGACAUUACGAUUGUUGUUGAUGGGGAAUCAUUUUUGCUGCACAAGUUUCCCCUGGUGACCCUAAGUGGGAAGAUCAGGAAGAUGGUUGCUGAAGCCAAAGGCUCCAAUCUUUCAAACUUGGAGCUACUCAACUUUCCAGGGGGAUACCCAACAUUUGAACUCGCCAUGAAGUUCUGUUACGGGAUGAAUUUCGAGAUCACAACAUUCAAUGUCGCGAGGCUACGUUGCGCGGCUGAGUACCUGGAAAUGACAGAAGAAUACCGGGAGCGAAACCUCGUCUCAAGAACAGAUACUUAUCUCAAUGAGAUUGUCUUUCAAAGUCUUCAGAAGUCAGUGGAAGUACUAUCCACCUGUGAGAUGCUACCUCCAAACAUGGUGGAGGAGAUUAGAAUAUCGAAAGGGUGUGUAGAAGCCAUUGCAAUGAAUGCAUGCAAGGAGCAACUAGCUUCUGGUUUAUCUAAAUUAGAUUGUGAUGGUGAAUCUAAAGAACUAAAGGAAGGUUGUGUUGCAUGGUGGGUUGAAGAUCUCUCAGUGUUGAGUAUUGAUUUCUUCCAGAGAGUUAUAAGUGCUAUGGGAAGAAUGGGAGUUGGAUCAGAUAACAUCAUUGCUUCAUUGAUUCAUUAUGCUGAAUCAUCACUUAAGGGUAUUGGGAAGAGUCAAUUUUGGAAUGCAUCAAGGACAAGUUCAAGUCCAACCAAUGGAGAAAAGGAUCAAAGGACAAUUGUGGAAACUCUUGUAAGUCUCAUACCAACAGACAAGAGCUCUUCCAUUCCAUUGACCUUCUUGUUUGGCAUGUUGAAGAUGGCUAUCAUGUUGGGUGCAACCAUUCCCUGUGGGCUUGAGCUUGAAAGGAGGAUAGCAUUAAGGUUAGAAAUGGUUUCACUUGAUGAUCUUCUUAUACCAUCUCUGCAGAGUGGGGAUUCUCUGUUUGAUGUUGAUACAGUUCACAGGGUGCUGGUGAAUUUCUUGCAGAGGAUUGACGAGGAAGAAAGUGAAGAUUAUGGAUAUGAAUCUGAUGAGGUUGUUUCUAAUUGCCAUGGUUCUCUUCUAAAAGUGGGGCAGCUUAUGGAUGCUUAUUUAACAGAAAUUGCUCCUGAUCCUUGCUUAAGUCUACUGAAAUUCAUUGCUUUGAUAGAGGCACUUCCUGAUUAUGCUCGUGUCAUUGAUGAUGGCCUUUAUAGAGCUGUCGACAUUUAUUUGAAGGCACAUACAAAAUUGACAGAACAAGAAUGCAAGAAGCUUUGCAAGUUUAUAGACUGCCAGAAGCUGUCUCAAGAAGCAUGCAAUCAUGCUGCCCAGAACGACAGGCUUCCAGUGCAGAUGGUGGUGCAAGUCCUGUAUGUUGAGCAGCUGCGUUUGAAGAAUGCACUGUCAGGGAGUUCAGGAGAUGGGCUGCAAUCACAGAGAAUAAGCAGCGGUGUUCCAAGCGCUGCCAUGUCUCCGAGGGAUAACUACGCUUCUCUGCGUCGGGAGAACCGAGAGCUGAAGCUAGAGAUUUCGAGAUUGAGGGUGAGGCUGAGCGAGUUGGAGAAGGAGCAGAUGUUCAUGAAACAAGGCAUGAUUAAUAAGGCGGGAAAUGGAAGAACAUUCUUAACCUCCAUUUCUAAGGGGAUAGGGAGAAUUGCCAUGUUUAGCAGUCAAGGUGGAGGUAAACGCCAGAAAUCAGUUAGGAAGUCUAGGGAGGGAAAAACUGGAAGAAGUAGGAGAUACUCUGUCUCAUAGAUAUUGUUCUUCUUCUUAGUUUAGCUUUUACAGCACCCUCCACUUAAACCUUUUCAGGUUAUAACAACUUGUAAAUGAAUUGGUAAAAAGUUUCCCUUAAUCUUUAGUCCUAGUCUCACGGUUGAACUUCAAUACUUCACUCUUCUUCUACCCCGUCAUAUCCAAUUUCGGUUGCCAAGCUAAGGUCUUAGACAUGGACACUACUGAUUGCAAGCCACUAACAGGAAGCUUCAUUAAACACCAUUUUUCAAUAUA
Messenger RNA from Lotus japonicus, 2237 nucleotides. Its product is annotated as BTB/POZ domain-containing protein At3g08570-like. The transcript has 4 exons. Bases 162 to 1982 code for a protein of 606 amino acids. NCBI's taxonomy places the organism in Eukaryota, Viridiplantae, Streptophyta, Magnoliopsida, Fabales, Fabaceae. The record is from RefSeq and is a predicted model, not a curated record. Gene Ontology annotation, molecular function: protein binding.